AUGCGUGUGGUUCUUGUCAGCGGUGGUGUCAUUUCUGGCGUUGGAAAGGCCUCCUCGGCCGGUCUCCUACUCAAGACCAAAGGUCUUAGAGUGACGGCGAUCAAGAUCGACCCUUACCUGAACAUCGAUGCUGGCAGUAAGCAGGAACUCCUCACUCUUGAUCAAGCUGUGUCUCAUGCUGACUUUGAUUCUUCCAGCUUUGGGUCCUCUGGAGUAAGAAUUUUCUCUCAGAGGUCUUGUAACCAUUCGAGCACGGCUGACUGGGAUGAUUUUGAAAGGCAUGGAGAGUGUUUCGUCCUCGCAGACGGUGGAGAGUGUGAUCUCGAUCUCGGAAACUACGAGAGGUAUCUUGGCAUCCACUUGAACCGGGACAAUAACAUCACCACCGGCAAGAUCUACCAAGCCGUCAUCUCACGCGAGAGGAAAGGCACAUACCUCGGCCGCACCGUGCAGGUCGUUCCUCACAUCACAGACAUGAUCCAGGAAUGGAUAACUCGUGUCGCCAAGGUCCCGGUUGAUGACUCCGGCGCAGAGCCCGAUGUCUGCAUUAUCGAGUUGGGUGGCACGAUUGGUGAUAUCGAGUCGGCUCCUUUCGUCGAGGCUCUGGUGCAGCUCAGGCAUAAGCUCACCAAAGAUCCCAACUCGUCAUUCUUCAACAUCCAUGUCAGUUUUGUGCCACUGAUCCACGGUGAGGAGAAGACCAAGCCCACCCAGCAUGCCAUCAAGCAAAUGCGCAGUGCCGGUUUGAUUCCGGAUCUUAUCGCCUGCCGUUGCGAUAUUCCCCUCGAGAACUCGACCAUCCGCAAGAUCGCCUCGAGUUGCCAAGUGGACAAUGAGCAGGUCAUCGGAGUCCACGACAUGGAGACCAUCUACCAGGUGCCCCUCCUCCUUCACGAGCAGGGCCUGCUCCAGCGGCUGCAGACGGGGCUGGACCUCGACAAGCUGACGCUGGCGCCCGCCAUGACGGCCAAGGGCGACUCCCUCUGGGAGCUCUGGAAGAAGACCAUCAUCAUCCCGCCAGAGUGCCCCCCUGUCCACAUCGCCCUCGUCGGCAAGUACACGUCUCUGAUGGACAGCUACACCUCCGUCGUUAAGGCGCUGGAGCAUGCCGCGAUGCGGUGCCGCAGGAAGCUCGUCCUCAUCCCCGUCGACUCUGAGCAUCUUGAGUCGACUACCCAGCAGAAGGACCCUGCCAAGUAUCACAAGGCUUGGCACGCUGUCUGUGAGGCUCAUGGUGUGAUCAUUCCAGGCGGUUUCGGUCAAAGGGGCACAGAGGGCAUGAUCGCCUGCGCAAAGUGGGCGCGCGAGACCAAGCGCCCCUUUUUGGGCAUCUGCCUAGGCAUGCAGGUCGCCACCAUCGAGGUCUCGAGGUCCCUGUGCGGCCGCCCCCAUGCCACCUCGGAGGAGUGGCACGAUGACCACCAGAACAAGGACAACUGGGCCGUCGUCUUCAUGCCCGAGUCGUCCAAGGAGCAACUCGGCGGCACCAUGCGGCUGGGCACCCGGCCGAGCUACUUCCAGGAGGGCACCGAGUGGAGCAAGCUGCGCGCCCUGUACAACGGCGCCGAGGUCAUCCACGAGCGCCACCGCCACCGGUACGAGGUGAACCCGGAGCAGAUCGACGAGCUGGAGAAGGCCGGCCUGCACUUCGUCGCCAAGGACGAGACCGGCCGGCGCAUGGAGGCCUUUGAGAUCAAGGACCACCCCUUCUACGUCGGCCUGCAAGCCCACCCCGAAUUCCUCAGCAAGGUCACCGAGUCCUCGCCGUGCUUCCUGGGCCUCGUGGCCGCCAGUGCUGGGGUCCUAGAGCCCAUCAUUGCCGAGGUCAAGGCCCACGGCUCGACAGAGAGGUAG
Messenger RNA from Thyridium curvatum, 1854 nucleotides. RefSeq lists its product as uncharacterized. Gene Ontology annotation, molecular function: identical protein binding; CTP synthase activity. NCBI's taxonomy places the organism in Eukaryota, Fungi, Ascomycota, Sordariomycetes, Thyridiales, Thyridiaceae. Gene Ontology annotation, cellular component: cytoophidium; cytoplasm. The coding region runs from base 1 to 1854 and encodes 617 amino acids. The transcript is spliced from 14 exons. The record is from RefSeq and is a predicted model, not a curated record. Gene Ontology annotation, biological process: pyrimidine nucleobase biosynthetic process; CTP biosynthetic process.